Messenger RNA from [Torrubiella] hemipterigena, 570 nucleotides. The record is from the annotation of a GenBank genome assembly. Lineage: Eukaryota; Fungi; Ascomycota; Sordariomycetes; Hypocreales; Clavicipitaceae.
AUGUGGAUCGUUAACUGGUUCUACGAUGUUUUGUCCUCUCUCGGAUUGAUGAACAAGAACGCCAAGCUCCUCUUCCUUGGUCUUGAUAACGCUGGAAAGACAACCCUCUUGCAUAUGCUUAAGAACGACCGCGUCGCCGUUCUUGCACCUACUCUUCACCCUACCUCGGAAGAGCUCGUCAUCGGCAACGUCCGCUUCAACACAUUCGACUUGGGUGGCCACACACAGGCCCGUCGUAUCUGGAGAGAUUACUUCCCCGAGGUUGACGGCGUCGUCUUCCUCGUCGAUACCGUCGACAACGUCCGAUUCCCCGAAGUCAAGGCCGAACUCGAUGCUCUUCUUUCCAUGGAGGAACUCUCCAAGGUUCCCUUCGUUGUCCUCGGCAACAAGAUCGAUCACCCACAGGCCAAGUCUGAGGAGGAGCUAAGACACGCCCUUGGCCUGUACCAGACCACCGGCAAGGGCAAGGUCCCUCUGGAAGGCAUCCGACCUAUCGAGCUGUUCAUGUGCUCUGUUGUCAUGCGCCAGGGCUACGGUGAUGGCAUCAGAUGGUUGUCCCAGUAUGUAUAA